This is a messenger RNA of Achroia grisella, 2246 nucleotides long. Its product is annotated as serine/threonine-protein kinase 40-like. The transcript has 9 exons. NCBI's taxonomy places the organism in Eukaryota, Metazoa, Arthropoda, Insecta, Lepidoptera, Pyralidae. Gene Ontology annotation, biological process: protein phosphorylation. The record is from RefSeq and is a predicted model, not a curated record. Bases 97 to 1980 code for a protein of 627 amino acids. Gene Ontology annotation, molecular function: protein kinase activity; ATP binding.
UAUGCAUAUAGUAAAUUAACUUCUGAACGAGCAAGAUCAGACAUUUUCGUUCCAAAUAAGGAGUGAUCCAAAUUCAGCUGUUAUUCCCGUAAAGUUAUGGAUCAGCAAAAGCCAGAAAGCAGUACAAAUCACGGAAAGAGGACACGACCUUUGCUCCUGCAACCAAGCCCGAAGAUCGCUAGAGUUUCAGCCUACGCCAGCUCAACUUCUAGUGGUGUUCUAAAGAAUUCUAAAAAGACUAAUUCAAAGAAAUGUGAGGUGACAUACAAUAAGAGUGAUGUCCCACUUGCUGGUACCAUAGUUCCGGAUAAGUAUGUCCGUAAGGCGGGACCUUAUUUGCUGGGCCCUAAGUUAGGGCCCAGUCCUGUGAAGAGUAUAGUCCAGUGUUUAGCACGUAAGGAGAGAACAGAUGACUUUUAUCAGGUAAAAAUAUUAACAUUGAGGAGUGAUGGGCAAGAAACACAAGAUGACAGGCAAGGAAAAAUGUUGCUACACACAGAGUACUCACUACUAUCACUGUUGAAGGACCAAGAUGGAGUUAUACACCACCAUGGUCUGUUUAAGGACCAUGCAUUAGAAGAAGUGCCAAACCCCAAUGGCCCUGGUUUUAUUUACACUGGCCGAGUUAGACAAAGACUAUUCCUUGUGCUGGACUGUGUGACCUCCCACCAGUUCAGUGAGAAAGGCUCUGAACUCAUCAACCUGCAACAGUAUGUUACCAAAGUUAAGAAGGUUCCAGAAAAAGAAGCAAUAUUGAUCUUCUACGAUAUUGUUAGGGUAGUAGCAAAUUUGCAUAAGAGAAACAUAGUACAUAGAGAUAUAAAAUUAGGUAAUAUAGUAUUAAACCAAAGGACGGGCCGAGUUAUCAUAACCAACUUCUGCCUCGGGACUCAUCUCGGCAGCGACAGGGAUCUACUGAAAGAUCAGCGGGGCUCCCCGGCGUACAUAUCUCCGGACGUGCUGCAGUGUCGGCCAUACCUGGGCAAGCCGUCGGACAUGUGGGCGCUGGGUGUGGUGUUAUACACGAUGCUUUACGGACAGUUCCCCUUUUGUGACACCAGCCUCGCCCAACUCUUCACCAGGAUACAGGCCGCCAACUACAACAUACCGCCAGAUGGAAAUUCUGUACAGGCAUCAGACAAUACGAUAUUUCUCAUUCAAAGGUUGUUAGUGAAGGAUCCCAAACAUAGAUUAUUAGCAGAGGAGGUUCUAGAUCAACUAUCAAGUAUAAUAGCCAGUUAUGUGAUCGUACCCAAUCCACCUGAAGAUCUACAAGUGGUCCCCGAUGUGCCUUUAGACGAGGACACCAAAGAGAAGCCUGAAGGCACCCAAUCUUCUACCGAGGUGGACCGGAAGCCCUUCAUUACUAUACCGGAUAAUGGUGGAGAAACACCUAACGCUAAUGAAGAGUUAGGCAUAUUCUGCGUGCCACUACCAGAUUUCCUGGCACUAAAUUUCCCAUCACCGACGCGGGUUCAACAGAACGGCAUCAUCAUCCACCCCACGCAAACGGUCGACUCAUCAUCGAUCUCAUCACCGAACCAACAGAACCAGCGUCAGAUCACCGUCCAGAGGAUAGGCAGGGACGCCAGGCCUUUACUACCUUGUGAGAUAGCCAGGUAUCAGCACAUGUUCGCUUCCAACCAACCCCGGAAUGAGACGCAGACGAGAAGAGAAGUCCAGAACUUCGUACCUGAAAGACAAGAAAGGCAGGAGAAUACGAGGUUAAGAGCGUUAGCGCAGAGGAUACCUCGGUUGAAUCCAGUGGCAGCUGCAACGAACGGUCAAGGGACGAGUGCAGGAAGUUCUAACGACUUCAGAGCUAUACCCUGGUCGGAGCGAGGUAGAAGUGGUGACAGACUGUGGGAUGCAGACUACAUGGUGCGGCUUCCAGUCCUGGACCUUGGCAGGGUACAGGCCAGGGUACAACCAGACACGAGUUCGAGAUCUCCACCAGACACUACAGAUGAUUAUAAUUAGGUAAUUGAAUAUAGCAUGGAUAUACCGGAGAGGGAGGCCGAGAAAGAGAUGGACUGUGUGAAAGAUGAUAUGGAAAGAAAAGGAGUGAAUGAGAUGAAUGAAAGAGUUAAACAUAUACUGCUGACGAUAAAAGGAUGGGAUAAGGAAGUAGAUGAUGAAUAUUAUGUAGCAACAUUUAUUUUGGCGACUGUACUGUAAUUUAUUGGCGUUACAUUACUAUGCUACUAUGACUAAAGGUAUUAUUAGAUAUUGACAGUGAAGUAUAA